AUGCCUCCGGUCACCGUUCUCGAAGACUGGUGGUCUGCCAGGUCGUCCGACAGCAUGACGGUCGUUCCCGGCGACGUGCCUGCCAGGCAGGGACGCGCCAAGGCUCCUGGUGUCUUCCCGCCUAAUGGCUUCGAGUGCGUCGAGUCACAGACGUACUCGGACAUCAUCUCUGGUUGGCUCGUCGGAGUGCAGAAGCCGCGGAAGGACGAGGAGAUUCUGCAGCAGGGCUUGGAGAUCCUCCGCCAGGAGGCCACCAUCAAGAUGGCAGAACAUGUGGUCGUGACCCCGGAGGCCAACCCCGAGUCGGCGCUCUUCGACGACUCUCCCACCAUCCGGCCCUUCUCGGCGGUCAUGGAGAUCCCCGCCCUCCCCCUCCCACCGGUCGCCAUCGUGCGUGAGGACCCCGCUGCGGCCGUCAUGUAG
This is a messenger RNA of Cutaneotrichosporon cavernicola, 423 nucleotides long. RefSeq lists its product as uncharacterized. The transcript has a single exon. The record is from RefSeq and is a predicted model, not a curated record. NCBI's taxonomy places the organism in Eukaryota, Fungi, Basidiomycota, Tremellomycetes, Trichosporonales, Trichosporonaceae. Bases 1 to 423 code for a protein of 140 amino acids.